This is a messenger RNA of Salpingoeca rosetta, 1188 nucleotides long. RefSeq lists its product as uncharacterized. The record is from RefSeq and is a predicted model, not a curated record. The transcript is spliced from 4 exons. Lineage: Eukaryota; Choanoflagellata; Craspedida; Salpingoecidae. Bases 110 to 940 code for a protein of 276 amino acids.
UGAGAGUAGCAGACGACGACAACGCAAGACAAGACAAGCAAUUCUCAUCACAUCAACACACACGAACACCUCACUGUCUCCAUACACCCCCAGCACAUCGAUAGCAGACAUGGCCACGACGCAAAAGAUGCACCCUCGGCUCGAACAAGCCUCCCGGUUUGCACAUGCAGCCGUGGAGAUGGACAACUUGGGCAAUUACAAGGAAGCGAUUGGCUUGUAUUCUCACGCUAUUCAGAACCUGGACCAAGCACUCGCAGACCCAUCCUUUUCGCAGUCCCGUGAUUCCGUGAAGCAGUGCCGUGCAUCCUACGCAGCCCGCGUCGACUCCCUCCACAAGGAAAUGUCUGGCGCUCUCCCCGUGCUUCCUGCGCCGCCAACGAGCAAUGGUGGCCCAGCGUCAACCGCCCUCGCCACCCCAGCACAAGACCCAUCCGUUGUCGACGUUGGCGUCGAAGCCGUCAAGGCGGCAAAUCGAGACGGUGGCAAGUACCUUGUGCAGGGCUAUCAAACAGCCAAGGAGCUGAACGAACGACACCAGAUCACGCACACCAUUGCAUCUGGCGUCAAGUCAACCUACAGCGCCGCCGUUGCUGCCAAUGAAAAGUACAAGGUGGUGGACAAUGUCAAGGCAGGCGUCUCCUCAGCAUAUGGCUCUGCCGUCCAACUCAACGAGAAGCAUCAAAUCACCAAGAAGGUGGGCACCAUUGCAUCUGCGAGCGUGAAGAAGGUUGGCGAACUGAACCAAGAGUACAGGGUCACGGACCGGGUGGGAUCUGCCUUGCUUGGUGGCCUCAACUACCUGGCAACACAGUCCCAGCAGUACCUCCAAGGCUCAUCAUCCUCCUCAUCACAAGCACCACCAUCAUCAUCAUCAUCAUCGGCGCAAGCACCAUCCACACAGCCAGCCCUCCCGCCGCAACAGCCCCCAUCUUCCCAGUGAUGCUGAUGCAUCUGCACGUCUUGCUUGCUCGCCGUCCGUGCGUGUUGCCGUUACAUUUCGCAUCACACCACUUCCUUGCAUGCGAGGUUUCUUCACCUUUCUUGCCUUGCUGCUGUUUCACGUGUCUCCUGUAUUGUACACAUGAACGUGCCCCAACUCACAGCUCGAGUGAACUUGCGGUACGUGUUUGUUGCGUCGUGCCCUCUUCCUCGGCUCAACAGCCAUCGUCAUAGACAUAUUCGCACCGA